This is a messenger RNA of Arvicanthis niloticus (Nile rat), 1505 nucleotides long. It is a transcript of the gene Wdr31, whose product is annotated as WD repeat domain 31. The record is from RefSeq and is a predicted model, not a curated record. NCBI's taxonomy places the organism in Eukaryota, Metazoa, Chordata, Mammalia, Rodentia, Muridae. Gene Ontology annotation, molecular function: protein binding.
GAGGCGCGGGAACCUGUGGAAGCUGCGGAUGCCAGCUACCCGUGUUUGCGGGCCUCUGUGCCAGCCCGCCGAGAUUAGGAAGUGGCUGUUGGACUUGUUUCCGAAGGCUGAAUGAACUACAGAUCAUCAAAUACAGCAGCUCACCAAGAAGAUCUGGUUGCUUUGGGGGGAACGCCCCUCAGCGCCUGUGAGGGAUGUUGUUACUUGAUGACCAACUGAAGCCAGAUCUUCCUCAGGAGGUCUUUUGUAGGCUCUGGGCUGUGAUGGGGAAACUGCAGAGCAAACUUAGACACAGCACUUAUAUAUACAGGCCUGAUGGAGUUAUAGAAGAGAGAGUCCAGACUAACGCUUCCCAAGAGUACACCCCUGCCCAUGUGGACACAGUCUCUGUGGUUGCUACGCUGAACUCAGACCUUUGUAUCUCUGGAGGAAAAGACAAGACUGCUGUGGCCUAUAAUUGGAAAACUGGACACGUGGUGAAAAGGUUCACAGGACACGAGCGGGAAAUCACAAAGAUAGCCUGUAUUCCCAAAUCAAACCAGUUCUUCAGCGCCUCUCGAGACAAGACAGUCCUGAUGUGGGACCUGCAGGGCUCCUCCCAGCCCAGGCAGCAGCUGUCUGGACAUGCCAUGGUGGUCACUGGCUUGGCCGUGAGCCCAGACUCGUCGCAGCUGUGCACUGGCUCUCGGGACAACAGCCUGCUUCUGUGGGAUGUGGGGACUGGACAGUGUGUGGAGAACACGUCUGUCUCCAGGAACCUGGUCACACACCUGUGCUGGGUCCCAAGAGAGCCAUAUAUAGUCCAGACCUCCGAGGAUAAGACCAUCAGACUAUGGGACAGUCGGGGGCUUCAGGUGGCUCAUGUGUUUCCCACAAAGCAGCACAUCCAGACCCAUUGUGAAGUCAGCAUGGAUGGACACACGUGUAUCUCCUGCAGCAGUGGCUUUGGGGGUGAAGGCUGUGAAGCCACGUUGUGGGACCUAAGACAGACAAGAGACAGAAUAUGUGAGUAUAAGGGGCAUUUCCAGACAGUUGCAUCCUGUGUCUUUCUACCAAAGUCCACGGCCUUGACGCCUAUGAUUGCUACCUCUGCAUAUGACUCCAAGGUGAAGAUUUGGAACCAGGAUACUGGAGCUUGCCUUUUCACCUUAUCUCUGGAUGGAUCAGGACCCCUGACCUCACUGGCUGUUGGUGACAUCACCUCCUUGUUAUGUGCAAGUUUCUACAGAGGAGUUCACUUACUCAGAGUGAACCACAGCCGAGGACUGGAACUGCAGGAAGUGGCAGCCUUCUGAAACCAAGAGUUAUUGAUUGGAUAAUAUCAAACCAUGGCCCCUCUUUUCUGUGUGGCUUUGUGUUUUUCCACAUGAUCUUGGGGGACUGGGGAUUAGAGUUGGUGUUCUUUUCUUAGUUUUACUUAGAAGACAUCACUGUUAGAUGAUUCAAAAAAUCAGGGUAUUUGUUUGUUUGUACAAGUUUUACUCUGUAGCCCAGGCUGGCCUUGA